This is a messenger RNA of Suillus paluster, 747 nucleotides long. RefSeq lists its product as uncharacterized. The transcript has 3 exons. Gene Ontology annotation, cellular component: mitotic spindle; DASH complex. The record is from RefSeq and is a predicted model, not a curated record. NCBI's taxonomy places the organism in Eukaryota, Fungi, Basidiomycota, Agaricomycetes, Boletales, Suillaceae. The coding region runs from base 104 to 631 and encodes 175 amino acids. Gene Ontology annotation, biological process: mitotic cell cycle.
AAUCGGAAUCGGAGUUAGAAAAAUGUCUCAUCACCGUCACCCACGACGACGAACACCAUAAGCUCAUCGUCCUCGAUAACCACCCCCUCUGGCAAUAGACAUUAUGCGCCAGUCAGUCGCACCGAGUCGUAUUUCACAUGCCGCAUCCCUAGCAUCGCAGGCCAAUAAUGCAGCCGCAAUAUCACGUUUGCAGGAGAAAAAGAAAGAGUUCGAGGCUGUUGCUGCGCUAGAACGUGCUAGUGCUCUCUUCCUGAAACGCAUAGAAGGUCAUGCAGAUGACUGCGAGGUCAUGGCUGAUGCUGGCCAAGUACAUGGUCAGGUGCUCGAGCAGUGGCCUCUCAUGUUCCAAACGUGGAGCCUAUUCUUAAAUAGCCGUGAACAGCACCCGGCGGACUCUAGUGAUGACACCGCACGACUUACUGGAGAACGGCUUGUCCGUAUUCCACUCGACGAACUCCAGACUGAUGUGUCGAAGCAGUCCUUACCACGCAUCACCGACGUCGCGUUUAUUCCACUUUCGACAGCGCACACAUACCUGAUGCUUUACACCCGAUUUCGCGUGGCAUCUGCCCCUACCACCCCUGCACUCAGAGACAUCGGAACACGCCCAUCUGCGAUGACCUCGGUAUAGUUGGCAAGGACAGGUUCAUGCGCAAUCCAUGCCAGCGAAUUUUCACUUCACUUGCGGACGGUUAACUCGUACACUCAACGCAGAUCGCUUCCUCCACUUGCAUCCACAUGCCGCGC